Messenger RNA from Dentiscutata erythropus, 304 nucleotides. Lineage: Eukaryota; Fungi; Glomeromycota; Glomeromycetes; Diversisporales; Gigasporaceae. The record is from the annotation of a GenBank genome assembly.
CUUUGCUUCAACCUCGGACCAAAGAUUCUCAAUGGGAUUAAGGUUUGCUCCUGUGGACCGAGGCACCAUCAUGUUGGAAUAUCCCAUUAUUGUUGAGAAAUUGGUCCUGAAGCUUAGGGAUAGCGUAACGAAUAAGUGUCCUAUGAUAGGAUGCACUUGUGAUGCUGCCGUGGAGACAGAUAAAAGAGCCAAGACCCUACCAAGAAAAAUAUCUCUACAUCAUAAUCCCUUUAGACUUGAUUGCUGGAACAAGGCAAUCGUCAUUAAAUUCUUCACCUGGCCUCCUUCAUACGUGCUGAUAUGA